CAGCGCUUCUCCAGUGGUAGUUGUUUGCUCACCAUCUUUGCAUAUGAUGCCAGCAUGUUUACCAUCAUUUUUCUGGUGGUCCAGGCGGUAAUCCGUGUGAACCGUGUGGAUGCCGAAGUGUCAGCGGCAGACUUUCGUGUGUAUGCCACACCGAAACAUUUCGCUGGAAACGAUCCGGAUGAACUGGUUGAAGCAGUGUCGGAGGUUGAGACGUCCCACAACCACAGGGUUGUGCUGUAUCACGUGAUGAGCAUGCACAAUUAUUUGUUGGCAUGGUUUGCAAAUGGCUUGAUGAGGAAACAGACCGUGCAAUUUCGAGUAAGGUGGCCUCUCAGGGGACCGUCGCCGAUCAGCGACGAACUAUUGACACUCAGCGUUUUCGAGGAAGGGAACCAGUUUCCAUCAUUUGACAAACUGCCUGCAACCUUCUGCGCCAUGGGCAGGUAUGACCGGCCUGUGCGCGACGCUGACCCACAGGAGGCCAAAAUUUUGGGCGAUGGGAUGGUCCGGCGCCAAGAAUCACAAUCUUCCGCCGAGACAUACACAGUGGUGUACACUGGGAACAAGACCAAAACAUACAACAGCUGCAAUGACCUUGUCUAUGCGGAAUUCGAUGACAUGAACAAUCAGGCCAUACCUGCUUUGACGGAUGCCGAGCUUGUGAAACAUGGUGUGAAGUCAGCGAGCAAUUUGAUGAAGUACCUUGACGGAGCAGUAGGGACGUGGAGGGAUGCUGAGUGGCCACCUAACAAGGACCCAGGUUUGGGGCCCACGUUAGGUGUUUCGGAGAGGCUCCUUAAAGCGCAGAUCAACCUCUUCAGCAAGGCGGUGGUGGAGAAGUGGGAGCAGGAUGAUGGGGCUACAAACUUGUGGGAGUCGUUCAUGGCCGGGAACGUGACUUCAGAUACGAAGGGAAGCCUUUCUGAUCAAGUGUCCGGCAAAUUUUGGGGCCAUGAGAGAGACCCUCUUUACGGCAAACUGAUGACCUGGGCGAACCUGACAGAUCCUGUCAACGUGAAGGUCUUGGCACUUCGUUCUCUGCUCGCUUGUGUAGGGCAGCGGGCCUUCCUGUCAGAGAAGCGAAAGGAAGUCAUGGAGUGCUGGGAACAUGGGGAGUUGGACAAGGUAGCCAGCCUCGAGACCAAAGAUGCGCUGUUUCAGCUACAGCGCUCU
Molecule: messenger RNA, 1173 nt
Organism: Symbiodinium pilosum
Lineage: Eukaryota; Dinophyceae; Suessiales; Symbiodiniaceae
Source: the annotation of a GenBank genome assembly